This is a messenger RNA of Marmota flaviventris (yellow-bellied marmot), 2215 nucleotides long. It is a transcript of the gene Akt1s1, whose product is annotated as AKT1 substrate 1. Lineage: Eukaryota; Metazoa; Chordata; Mammalia; Rodentia; Sciuridae. Gene Ontology annotation, biological process: neurotrophin TRK receptor signaling pathway; negative regulation of protein kinase activity; negative regulation of TOR signaling. The record is from RefSeq and is a predicted model, not a curated record. Gene Ontology annotation, cellular component: cytoplasm.
CUCACCCGUCCAAAGGCGGGACUUCCGGUCCUGGCCCCACCUGGGCGGGAUUUCCUGUUUUUUCUUGUAGAAGUGGGUCCUCCCUGGACCCCGGGCGUGGUGGGAAUGGGUCUGAGCGGCGGAGCUGGUCCCCGACGUUCACCCUGCCCCGGCACCAGCGUGCAUGCUCGCGUUCCUCACCCCUCCGGGCGAGGGUCGCUUCCAGCUUGACAGUAUGUGUAACUGCCAUCCUUUCAACAUGGGGUCCAGAGUGAGUGACGGCUACCGAGCAGUUUUGCCUUCUGCUUCUUCAUACUGAAUCUUCAAAACCCGGCAUGGCUGUGACGCUCAUAGCACCUCUCUGCUUGUAGCUGCCACAUUCCAAGGACUGCUGACUCGCAUGUGGGACAGGGCAGAGCCAAAAGGAGACCUGGGGCUGGGAAAGGACGGUGCAGAUAUUUGGGGCAGGAGGGAGGUGGGUGUGAGUGAGGGGUGGUGUGAGGGGCCCGGGGAUAGCAGGUUUGCAGAAAGCACCAAGCUUAGCCAGGCAAAGUGGAUGUGAGGGACAUGAGUGGCAUCCAGGGGGCAGGUGGACAAGGCUGGGUGGGAACAGUAUGGGCACCUGAGCCUCAUCCCCCUUUGUCCUGCUUUGGCCCACAGGGCGCUGAUGGCGUCAGGGCGGCCGGAGGAGCUGUGGGAGGCUGUGGUGGGGGCCGCCGAGCGCUUCCGGGCCCGGACAGGCACAGAGCUGGUGCUGCUGACGGCUGCGCCACCACCACGCCCGGGGCCCUGUGCCUAUGCAGCCCAUGGCCGUGGGGCCCUGGCUGAGGCUGCCCGCCGCUGCCUCCAUGACAUUGCCCAAGCUCAUAGGGCAGCUGCUGCUGCCCGGCCCCCCGGGCCCCCACCAGAACCACAGCCGCCCAGCCCUGCCCCAAGCCCACCCCAGCCUGCCCUGGCCAGGGAGGAUGAGGAGGACGAGGAGGAUGAACCAACGGAGACAGAGACCUCCGGGGAGCGGCUGGGUGGCAGCGAUAACGGAGGGCUCUUUGUGAUGGACGAGGAUGCCACCCUCCAGGACUUGCCCCCCUUCUGCGAGUCAGACCCUGAGAGCACAGAUGAUGGCAGCCUGAGCGAGGAGACCCCAGCUGGCCCCCCAGCCUACUCCAUGCCCCCAGCCUCGGCGCUGCCCACACAGCAGUAUGCCCGGUCUCUGCCCGUGUCGGUGCCUGUCUGGGCCUUCAAGGAGAAGAGGACAGAGGCCCGGUCAUCAGAUGAGGAGAACGGGCCGCCCUCCUCGCCGGACCUCGACCGCAUCGCGGCGAGCAUGCGCGCGUUGGUUCUGCGGGAGGCUGAGGACACCCAGGUCUUCGGGGAUUUGCCACGACCUCGGCUCAACACCAGCGACUUCCAAAAGCUGAAGCGGAAAUACUGAGGCCCACGAAGCUUCUCGGGCCGCGUCCGCCCCGCCCACACUACACCCCCGCCGCGCCCCCGGGGCUGGCCAAUCCCAGCCGGAGCCGGGACAGUCCCCACGAAUCCGCGGUCCCAGGACUGACCCGCCCUGCACUUCCCGCCGCCCUUCCAGCCCUCGAUCUCCCGCCCAGGAGCGCGAUCUGGCCACUCUUCGCGUGGUGUCUGUCGCCCAUUUUUCUGCCCAGCGUCAGAUUCUUUUGAUUGCUUCCGCCCGCCGUCGGGGCCAGGCCGGUCCUAAACCUCCCGGGGUCAGCUCUGCCUAAGCGAAGGUGGUUUCGCUCUCGCGGCCUUGACGGUCCCUGAAGGAGCACUGCCAAGCCCAGGAGUGGGUGGUGGCACCGACUCGAGCCUGGUGACUGGGCAGCUCUGUGAUUGGCUUGAGUCUGCUCGCGGGCUCGGUCAGUCUCCCUAGGCCCGCCCACCCUUCCUGAAUUGUCCCACCUCACUGGCUCGGCGGGGACAGCGGCCAAGCCUCCGGCGCCCAGAACUGCGGCUUCCAGUUUAUGGCUUUACACUACCGGGUUGGGGUCGUUUUUUGCCCCUAGUCCUGACAGUUGUGACCCUGGCCACCUCAGGGAUGGCCCAAUCCCGUGUCUGCCUCUGACACCCCACCUCAUUGAUUGCAUCCCACAAACACCUGCCAAUCCAAGCCCGUCCUUGCAUCCAGGACGGAACCAGCUCCCGCUCCUCUUCCCCCACCCCCACAGGUGCCUUAAAGGGCCCUCGUCCACCAGAGGUGGAGGGCAGGGGGCUCACUCUCCGG